Molecule: messenger RNA, 506 nt
Organism: Aethina tumida (small hive beetle)
Lineage: Eukaryota; Metazoa; Arthropoda; Insecta; Coleoptera; Nitidulidae
Product: B2 protein-like
Exons: 2
Coding region: 62-469 (135 amino acids)
Biological process (GO): sensory perception of smell
Molecular function (GO): odorant binding
Source: RefSeq, a predicted model, not a curated record
UGCGCAGGAUUAAGAUAUUCUCUACAUUGCAUCAGUACCAGAUAAACCCAACAAUACUAACAUGAAAUUUUUCAUUGCCUUCGUCGCGUUGGCCGUAAUUGGCGCAAAGGCCGCUUCAUUAACAGAAGAACAAAAACAGAAACUAAUUGGCUACCACAAGGAAUGCCAGGCUCAAUCUGGAGUCGAGAAUUUAACCAUCGAAGAUGCCAAAGCUGGUAAAUAUAGAGACGAUCCAAAAGCCAAGAGCCAUUUGCUUUGUGUCUCUAAAAAAGUUGGUCUCCAAAAUGAAGCCGGAGAGAUUCAGAAGGAUGUGAUCAUCGAGAAACUCACUAAACUCCUUGGUAACGGUGAAUUGGCCCAAUCCUUGGUAGAAAAGUGUGCCAUCCCACAGGGUACUCCUGAAGACACUGCUUACUUUGUCGCGAAAUGUUACCACGAAAAUACUCCUGAUCACAUUAAGGUAGUUUAAAUUAUAAAAAAAAAAUAAUAAAUUUAGGUGUAAUUUA